AUGUCCUGGGCUGGCUUUAGAAAAGCAAUCAACAGAGGAGGUACCCAGGUCCUUAUGAGGGCCGGAUACAUAGAUACCACCAUUGAUCCCAAGUAUGAUGGCUACAAACAAACUUACAGGGCCUUGGAAAAAGAGGCUGUCAAACUACAGAAACAUACCAAAGGAUACCUUGAUUGCAUGAGACAAAUCAACACUUCACAGUCCAACAUCGUCGAAACCCUUGAUUCUCUCCAUGAUGAUGAACCUUCGGCCACUAUUACCGAAUAUUUGCAAGUAAUUCACACUUUGAGCUCCUCAUUUGCUGUUUUUGAUAAUGCAUAUAGAGAAAGUGUUCAUCAGCCAAUUGUUCAAUUCAAUAACUAUUUCAGGGAUAUCAACCAAGCAAUGUCCGCAAGAAACCAAAAGAAACUUGACUAUGAUAUAAUUAAAAACAAAGUGAAAAGACUAGAAGAUAAAAAGGAAGGCAACUCCCGCCACAUGUUGUACAAGGCUAAUGUUAACAUCGACGAUCAGUUACGCCGAUUUGAAAAAGAGUUGAGCAUGACCCAGUCUGCCUAUGAAACUCUUAACAAUCAAUUGAAAAAUGAAUUGCCGAAAUUAAUCGAGUUAAGAAAGAUUUACAUUGAGACAUCAUUCGAAGCAUUUGUGAAAUUGCAAAUGGACUUUUGUAAUCAAAAUUAUAUUAGUUUGAACGAAAUCCAGAAUGUCAUGGAUAAAGAUUCAAGGCAUGAUUAUGCUACAGGAAAAGUAGGAGAUAAAGUCGACGAUGUUUUGAUAAGAAUGAAUCAAUUGAAUAUUACUUGUAAUAACGCUGCUUUGGCACUUUAA
This is a messenger RNA of Saccharomycopsis crataegensis, 828 nucleotides long. RefSeq lists its product as uncharacterized. The coding region runs from base 1 to 828 and encodes 275 amino acids. Gene Ontology annotation, biological process: endocytosis; actin cortical patch localization; plasma membrane tubulation. Gene Ontology annotation, cellular component: Rvs161p-Rvs167p complex; medial cortex; mating projection tip. The transcript has a single exon. Lineage: Eukaryota; Fungi; Ascomycota; Saccharomycetes; Ascoideales; Saccharomycopsidaceae. Gene Ontology annotation, molecular function: lipid binding; protein binding. The record is from RefSeq and is a predicted model, not a curated record.